AUGUCAACCAUCCAUGAUGUUGAUAAACCUGAGCUGGUAGCUCUGAUAGGGCAAGUGUUUGAGUCGUAUGUAACAGAGCACCACACGACUGACAUUAUGCAGAUCCUUCUGGCGCUUGAUGAAGAUGCUCACUACUCGGUGGUCAGCAACACCAUGACGCUAACCAACAUGGAGGUGGGAGACUACUUUAACGCCUACCCCAGCGAGGUAGACGUCAACAUCUUCAACAACGCCCUUCACAGAGCUGCCAAGACGGUGUCAGUGAACUCAACACAGCAAGGCUGCCACAAGGUCAAACACCACCUGCAUGCCCGAAUCACAGAUCUUCCUCUGUGUCCAGAGCUCACCAGGGAGAACAUCCCCAAGUCUCGGAACGCAGGUCACUUCCUGUUCGUAACAGACACGGUCAUCCGCACCAGUGUGACCAAGUCCCUGGAGUAAAGGGACUAAAUGUGUGCCGUCAUGUGCUCUAAGUGCCGUCAUGUGCUCUCCCUGCAAAACGACUUGCCCACCUACUGCCGGAUGGAGCUCCCACCUACUGCACCAACCAGGACCUCUGUUCAGGCUGUCUGUGGGCAGUAUUCCAUGGUGGUCAUUCUGGAGGAUGAUCUGGUGGACAGCUGUAAAUCAGGUAACACUGACGAUGUCACAGUGCAUGGAGUAGUUUGUCAGUGAUGGAAGCCCCUGUAUGAGGGCGCACAUUGUGUACUGGAUCUAGUGUUGAAAGCCAACUUUAUUGAAGUGAACAAUGAGCAGACCAUGGCAGCUCUGGUCUUAGAGGACAUGCAGAAGGAGUUUGACUAGCUCUGGGACAAUUGCAAACAUGACCCUAUAGCUGGCAGGAAGCAGAUUCUCAUGAGUCUGUGCCCACAGGUGUUUGGAAUGUACGUAGUUAAGUUAUCUGUUGCUAUGGUGUUAGCCGGUGGGGUGCAAAGAAUUGAUCCCUUUGGAACAAAGGUAAGAGGCGAGUUUCAUCUUCUGCAGGUGGGAAAGUUUCUGAAUUACGCUGCUAAAAUCACUCCCCUCUCAGUCCUCACUGCUGGGAUUUUCUCUCCUUCCACAGGUCUCACGGUGGCAGCCGUGAAGGACUCUUGGGAGUGGCAUCUAGAGGCAGGAGCUCUGUUGUUCAACAGCAUCAAAGAGCACGACCGCACCACUAUCCACGGAACCAUGGAGAAGCAGACCAUCACUGUGGUCAAGGCCAGCAUUGUGUGUAAACUGAACACCGGGACAACCAUCUUGGCAGCAUCCAACCCUAAGGGCCAGGAGGACCCCAACGUGCCUGUGUCGGUCAACGUGGCCCUUGCCAGUUCCCUGCUCAGCCGUUUUGACCUGGUCCUUGUCCUACUGGAUGAGCCCUCCAGGAGCUCCCAGACAGUCAUAGGAGUCUCUGCAUGCAGGAGAGCCUCAGCCGCCUCGCAGAGCGCGGGACAAAUAUAA
Oncorhynchus gorbuscha (pink salmon) is the source of this 1440-nucleotide messenger RNA. RefSeq names its product minichromosome maintenance 9 homologous recombination repair factor (gene mcm9). Gene Ontology annotation, cellular component: nucleus; MCM complex. Gene Ontology annotation, biological process: double-strand break repair via homologous recombination. The record is from RefSeq and is a predicted model, not a curated record. Lineage: Eukaryota; Metazoa; Chordata; Actinopteri; Salmoniformes; Salmonidae. Gene Ontology annotation, molecular function: single-stranded DNA helicase activity; ATP binding; single-stranded DNA binding.